This is a messenger RNA of Dentiscutata heterogama, 225 nucleotides long. Lineage: Eukaryota; Fungi; Glomeromycota; Glomeromycetes; Diversisporales; Gigasporaceae. The record is from the annotation of a GenBank genome assembly.
CAAUAUGAAUCGGAUGAUUCGCAAGAAAUUGAUAGUCUGGAUGAUGAAAAAGAAAAUAGUGAUCCUACAAUUCUUUAUAUACAAAACCCAAAAAUACACUGUGGUAGAGGUCGUCCCAAAGGUACCAAAUGCUUAAAAUCGGCACAUGAAGUAUCAAAACCUACGGCAAAUCAACGUCGAUGCAAGAAAUGUGGUGGUUUGGGCCAUUACCAGAAGAAUUGCAAG